GACAGUGGCAAUUAAUUUUGAGGUUAUUGUUGUGAAUUUUAUUGUUGUUUUGGUUUGGUGCAAAAUUAAAUUGAAUUCAAGUGAAUACAUAAAUCCAUUUUAUUGCACCAAAUGCUUAGAUUAUACUUCUUCCAUUAAUUAAGGCUUUAUAUUUUAAUGUAAUAAUAAGAAAUGUACUGACAGUUGUUGGGGAAUUAAGACUGAAUAAAAAAUGGCAUUGUAUGAAGGGAUAGCAUUAAUUCAGGAAAAACAAGCUGUUGUUUUGGAUCUCGGAACGGAUUAUACGAAGUUUGGUUUUACGGGCGAGGCGGCGCCGCGCUGCAUCAUCCCCUCACAGUACUGGUGUGCGUCGGAGCGCAGGCACAAGCGAGUGUACGACUACCAGAAUGCGGAGGAGCUGUAUGAUAACUUGGUCCAUAUGCUGCACACUCUCUACUUCAGACAUGUGCUGGUGAACCCCAAGGAGCGCAAGGUGGUGGUGGUGGAGUCGCUGUUCACGCCCACGCUGUUCAGGGAGACCCUCGCCAAAGUGCUGUUCCUGCACUAUGAGGUGUCGGGCGUGAUGUGGGCGGACAGCGCGCGCCUCAGCGCGCUGACGCUGGGUGCGCCCGUCGCUCUAGUCGUGUCUCUGGGCGCGGAGGAGGCCGAGGUGGUUGCCGUGGUGCACGGCUGCCCCGUGCUGCACGGCAUGCAGAGCGCGCCGCUGGGCGCGCGCGCCGUGCACGCCGAGCUCGCCAGGACGCUGGACGCGGACAACCAGCAGAGCUUGGAGCUUCCCGCGCACGUGCUGGAAGAUAUCACGGUGCGCGCCUGUUUCGUGCCGAGCCGCGCGCGCGCGCUCGCCCUGGCGGCGGCGGACAGGGCGGCGCCCGCCGCCAAGGGCACGGUGUACACGCUGGCGGACCGGACCGUGACCGUGAGCGGCGCGGCGCGGGAGCUGUCCGCCGAGCCGCUGUUCGCGAGAGACAACGAGAUGGCUUCACUGCCCGAUAUCAUACUGCAGUGCAUCAUGAAGAGCCCCAUCGACGCGCGGCGCGCGCUGGCGGAAAACAUCCUGGUGUGCGGCGGCGGCGCCUGCCUGCCGGGGCUGCGCGCGCGCCUCGCGCACGAGCUGCGGCAUCUCGUCACCGAGCACCCGUACAGUGAGCGCAUUUGCGUGUCGGAAUUCAAGUUCCACAGCGCGCCCGCGCCGCUCAACGCCGUGGCGUGGGCGGGCGGCGCGCUGGCCGGCGCGGCCGACGGCGGCGCGCGCGCUCUGCCCCGCGACGCGUACCUGCGCGCGCCGCGCCUGCGCGACUGGCCCUGUCUGCUGCACACCACGCCGCCGCACCACCACCACUGGCGAGACGCGAGGGACGCCUAGCGACCUACACUGCACGACACUGGCCCUCUGCCUGCUACAAACGACACUGCCGCACCACCAGCACUGGAGCAGCGAUUUGAACUAUCCGACGUGAAUGGACGCGACGGACACCGCACCUACACUACACGACACGGGCGUGGACGAAACUGUCGCAAUAGCUCAGGCGUAUUAAAAUCCUAACAUAAGCACAAGUUUUACUUUUUGUUUGAAGAGAUAUUAACCAUGUAAGUGAAGAAAACGUGAAAUUCAAAAGAAAAGUUCUUUGGAUUUGUUGUUGUCUUUGUUGCUUAAAAUAUUGCAAACCUAUUUAUUCUAAGAAAUUAAAUUAUUAAUACAAC
Molecule: messenger RNA, 1701 nt
Organism: Maniola jurtina (meadow brown)
Lineage: Eukaryota; Metazoa; Arthropoda; Insecta; Lepidoptera; Nymphalidae
Gene: Arp10
Product: actin-related protein 10
Exons: 8
Coding region: 212-1363 (383 amino acids)
Biological process (GO): retrograde axonal transport of mitochondrion
Source: RefSeq, a predicted model, not a curated record